GGAUCACGUGGGGCUUAACAAGGCCUGUGAUUGGCUGUCGAGGUAAACUGCCCAAUGCCAUGCUUUACUGGGGUCUUAUUGCCUGAGUCUGACAUCUUUAAGAAGACAAAAUAGAUGCACCUCAUGCAUGUCAUGUUACCAAGAAACCACAAUCCACCCUGAAGAAUGAGGCCCCACUUGUUAUGUGCUUUGCAGAGCAGAUAGAGGGAUGAAUGAAGCAAUUUCUCCUCAUCAGAUGGACUCACAGGAUUUCUCCUGCUGCGCUUCGUGCAGUUCGAUGGUUAGUCCUGAAACAGGUCUCCAGCUGUUACCCUGCCUGCACACUCUGUGCAUCCGCUGCUUCGCUGCGUCAGAGAAAAUCGCAGAAUGUCCUGUUUGUCAGGAGAAAUAUGAACCAAAUGAGGUCAUUAGUAACCUUGUGUUGGCUAAACACCACGUAAAUCUCUGUGAAAGUAAUAAGUGCAGUAGCUGUGAUGACCCAUCCAUAUCCGGUUGGUGUGUUGAGUGUCAGGAGAAUUUGUGUGCCAUGUGUGUGGCAGCUCAUAAGAGAGCUGAAGACACACGUGGGCAUUAUGUCCGUACUCCAGAGUGUCCGAGGCCGGUCAUGUGUCUGAUCCAUAAGCAGGAAGUGCUCAGCAGUUUCUGCCUGACGUGUGACCAACUGACCUGCAGAAAAUGUCCACCGCUUCAUCCUAAUCACCUACUGCAGCUGAGUCACGAGGAGGUGGAUAAGCAGAGGAAGCAAAUCCGCCAGAUGGUCCAGAAGGUGCAGCAGAAAAGCCCGAGUGUCCAGAAGAGUCUAAAUAACCUGCAGGGAAGACUGUCUGACCUGGAGGAGCUGCAAGCUCGAUUGCGUCUGGACGUGAAGAAUACUGUAGGCAGACUCUGCAACAUGGUACUCAAGAAAGCAAGCAAACUCCUCAAAGAGAUAGAGGACGUGUGCAGGAGCGAGAAAGAGAAGAUCGAAGAGAGAAGGACGAUCCUCCAGAGACUGAAGGGGAAGCAGGACCAUGUGCUGACCUUCACAGAGAAAGUUCUGGACUCGCAGGACCACACUGUCCUUCUGUCCUGCAAGAAACAGAUUCACCAUCAGCUUCAGUCCCUGUUGGAGCAAACAGCAUUUCCCAUGACCACCAUGAUGGAGCUGUACUUCCACAGCAAUGAGCUCAAUGUAAAGAAAGUUCUCAAAGCCUUUGGGUGCAUUGAGGCCAGAGAAGUUCCAUUCGCUUGCUCUGAAAUUGGGAAUGUUCCCAACCAAACCCUCACACCAAACUUCCAGAAAAUCUCUCCUCCGUCUACUACAGGUCAGGAUUCAACUCCGUCUGUCGCUCUGCCGCAGAUCGGCUCGACGAAAUGUAGUAAAGGCAAUCCUAAAGGCCUGGCUUUUUCUCCAAAAUCAUCCAUCCGUGCUCGUCUCUCAUUGUCAUCUUCACAAGAGAACAAAUACUCUGACUGGCCUGGAUCAAAGCGGUCAUGGUCUUAUCACCCUUACCAGCGUAGAGACAGUCCUCAGCUUCUGCAGUCGUCCCGUAAACCCAUCUCACUUUCAGAUAAAGGGUCACUUGUUGUGCCAUCGCAGGUUAUCAUGGCUCACACCUCACCAUGUGGACCAUCUGGAACUGGUACAAGCCAAGCAGAACCUGGUUCUAGUGCCACGUGGCCAGAUGAAACCCCAGUGCAGGUGAUUCCUACGUUUGAAAAGGUGGCAUCCGACAUUCCUUCCACAAGAUUACAUAAAGAUGGCGGCUUAGUUGGGCAUCAGUCAGUGCAGACUCUCAAUCCUUCUCCUGAACCUGUUACCUCUUAUAUCCAAAGAGUUGACUCAUGUCUCAAUGCACCACCUAGUGGAAGCGACGGAAACAAACAGGAAGUGAAGCUUUCUGAUCCCUCUGUCCAACCCCUGAACUUGAAUCCAGAUCAGUCAGGACUUCAGACAUCUAAACAGCUAAAUCUCAAAGGAAACUUGUUUUACGAGUCAGAAAAAUCAGCAGACUUGCUCAAUCUAUACACGAUUGUGAAAAAUAUCAGCCCCAUUUCUGCAAAUAUGGCACGGUUUCAUGUGGAGAACUCGAAACCUUCACAAUCAGGAAGUGAUCUGAUAGCCAAUGAAGCAAACUCAUCAACUCCUCAAAACCUGUCCACUGUACUAAUGAGUGUAAAUAAAGACAACACCACAUUACAGGAAGUGAAAUCUCUAGAAGAGGCUUUAAACAUUGCCGUGUCUGAGAAUUCGCCGCAGUGUCCACCUGAGUGUGAGAAAGAAAAAACAGACAUCAUCACACUAAGUAACAGUGUUCAGUUGAAUGGCUUGCAGAUCGAGCCUGCACAAAAGUCGACCCAAAGAGUCUCGGUUAAAGAGCAACCUGAGGCUGUAGAGAUCACAGAUCUGUUGAACAGCCACUGCUGUCCUCUAAAGCAGGAGAAGGAGGAUGAGAAUGGUACACCUGUAACAAAGAUCAGAGAUGACAAAGGAAAUCUGGUUGUCCUGGAGUCCCUGGGAAGAGACUGGCUGCCUCAUGUCUCACUCUGCCGUUUAUCCAUCCGUGAUUAUCCGUCUUUUUGUCCUCCUGCUUUCCGUGUUGUUCGGAGAGAACAUAGUGAUGGAUUUCACUUCGGCGUGAUCCAGGAGGAUGGACAGAUGUCUGUCUCACCCCCUGUUGGUCAAAAAGCGGCACUGCGCUGCCUGCAGGAUCUCGGGGAAUCUCGUCCAGUGCUGUGUGUGUCGCCGGGCUUUCCACAGAGGGUGUCACUUACCACUGAUCUCCUUAACCAAGGCUGAUCAGUGGCAGUGUGUGCUGUGCCGAGAUUUCUCUCACACUGGAGAUCAUGAUGUGGAUGCAGAACCUGCUGCUUCUCCGUGUCUCAGUGUGUAUGAGCAGAGGAAAUGCGAGUACCUUCUGGUGUCUCUCAGCUG
Molecule: messenger RNA, 2914 nt
Organism: Pangasianodon hypophthalmus (striped catfish)
Lineage: Eukaryota; Metazoa; Chordata; Actinopteri; Siluriformes; Pangasiidae
Product: transcription intermediary factor 1-beta
Exons: 16
Coding region: 209-2779 (856 amino acids)
Biological process (GO): positive regulation of DNA-templated transcription
Cellular component (GO): chromatin; nucleoplasm
Molecular function (GO): zinc ion binding; ubiquitin-protein transferase activity
Source: RefSeq, a predicted model, not a curated record